Messenger RNA from Microplitis demolitor, 554 nucleotides. RefSeq names its product histone H2A.V (gene His2Av). The record is from RefSeq and is a predicted model, not a curated record. Gene Ontology annotation, cellular component: nucleosome. The coding region runs from base 107 to 493 and encodes 128 amino acids. NCBI's taxonomy places the organism in Eukaryota, Metazoa, Arthropoda, Insecta, Hymenoptera, Braconidae. The transcript is spliced from 5 exons. Gene Ontology annotation, molecular function: protein heterodimerization activity; DNA binding; structural constituent of chromatin.
UCGUGGCUCACAACGGCGUCGUCUGUUAUACUCUGCGUCGGUCUGUCGUUGUAGCUCGUCGUGCUCGUGUAUAAUUGAAACGUAAAACAGAUAUCUCAUACUAGCAAUGGCUGGCGGAAAAACUGGCAAAGACUCCGGUAAGGCAAAAGCCAAAGCGGUCUCACGUUCAGCGAGAGCAGGCUUACAGUUCCCUGUUGGAAGAAUUCACAGGCAUUUGAAAAACCGAACAACAAGUCAUGGACGUGUUGGUGCUACGGCUGCUGUUUAUAGCGCCGCCAUUUUGGAAUAUUUAACCGCUGAGGUAUUGGAAUUGGCGGGUAAUGCAUCUAAAGAUUUAAAAGUAAAACGUAUCACACCUAGGCAUUUACAACUUGCAAUUCGUGGUGACGAAGAAUUGGACAGUCUUAUUAAAGCUACCAUUGCUGGAGGAGGUGUUAUCCCACAUAUCCACAAAUCACUUAUCGGCAAAAAGGGUUCACAAAAGCCAGCAUAAUUUAAUAAUAAUAAUCCUAAUAAUAUUAAUAAAUAAAAUAAAAUAAAGUAAAUAACAAUAA